AUGCCGAAGGACACCAACAAGGCGGCGAAGAGCCACUCAACCCCCAGCCUCUCAGCCCUCAGCCACUCAGCCCUCAGCCACUCAGCCCCCAGCCACUCAACCCCCAGCCACUCAACCCCCAGCCACUCAGCCCUCAGCCACUCAGCCCUCAGCCACUCAGCCCUCAGCCACUCAACCCCCAGCCACUCAACCCUCAGCCACUCAGCCCUCAGCCAUUCAGCCCUCAGCCACUCAGCCCUCAGCCACUCAACCCCCAGCCACUCAGCCUCAGCCACUGAGCCCUCAGCCACACAGCCCCCAGCCACUCAACCCAAAGCCUCUCAGCCCUCAGCCACUCAGCCCUCAGCCACUCAGCCCUCAGCCACUCAACCCUCAGCCACUCAGCCCUCAGCCACUCACUGUUCUACGGCUGUCAAAGUGGCCCUGCGGGGCUUGUUACGCUGCGUCGAGGGUGACAGGAGAGUCGGGUAA
This is a messenger RNA of Eriocheir sinensis (Chinese mitten crab), 471 nucleotides long. Its product is annotated as putative protein TPRXL. The coding region runs from base 1 to 471 and encodes 156 amino acids. The transcript has 3 exons. The record is from RefSeq and is a predicted model, not a curated record. NCBI's taxonomy places the organism in Eukaryota, Metazoa, Arthropoda, Malacostraca, Decapoda, Varunidae.